Jaculus jaculus (lesser Egyptian jerboa) is the source of this 540-nucleotide messenger RNA. Its product is annotated as low molecular weight phosphotyrosine protein phosphatase-like. NCBI's taxonomy places the organism in Eukaryota, Metazoa, Chordata, Mammalia, Rodentia, Dipodidae. Gene Ontology annotation, biological process: protein dephosphorylation. The record is from RefSeq and is a predicted model, not a curated record. Bases 1 to 519 code for a protein of 172 amino acids. Gene Ontology annotation, cellular component: cytoplasm. The transcript is spliced from 3 exons. Gene Ontology annotation, molecular function: acid phosphatase activity; non-membrane spanning protein tyrosine phosphatase activity.
AUGGGCAGCUAUGACCAGUGCAGAAGGGCGCAGGACAGAGCAACUGUCCAAUUCUCUGUGGUGUUCUCCAUCCUGCACAGUCCCUGUGGUAACAUUUGCCGGUCACCUAUUGCAGAAGCAGUUUUCAGAAAACUAGUAACCAAUGCAAAUGUUUCAGAUAACUGGGCCAUUGACAGCGGCGCUGUUUCUGACUGGCACGUGGGCCGGGCCCCGGACCCAAGAGCUAUGAGCUGCCUAAGAAAUCAUGGCAUUAGCACAGCCCAUAAGGCAAGACAGGUUACCAAAGAAGACUUUGCCACAUUUGAUUAUAUACUGUGUAUGGAUCAAAGCAAUCUGAGAGAUUUGAAUAGAAAAAGUAAUCAAGUUAAAAACUACAAAGCUAAAAUUGAGCUACUUGGGAGCUAUGGUCCACAGAAACAAAUCAUUAAAGAUCCCUAUUAUGGCAACGACUCAGACUUUAAGCUGGUGUGCCAGCAGUGCCUCAGAUGCUGCCGGGCCUUCCUGGAGAAGACCUCCUAGCUGAAUCUUUCCUCAGCAGCU